UCUGGAACUGUCCAUUAUGAUCUAGGUUCUGUCAGACCCACGGAGUCAUAAAUUCAGGCAGGCCCAGCAGCAGUCCAACAUAAGAUCAAAGCCGUGUAUCUGGGAUCAAGACAAGUAGGACCAGCAGAUAUGAGAUAUCAGCGGACAGCAGAGUGAUACAGUCAAGAUUGAAAGGAACGGAAAGUAGCCUAGAUUAAGGAGGGUUUGCUAAGAAGACAUUGGUGUUCUCACAGCACUGACAACUCUAGCCUCACGUGGAAUUGAGCUGGCAUCUGGAAAACCGCCAGGAACAAGGCUGUGGAUCAACGUAGACAGAAUGGUUGAUCAGCUCCAGGGAACGUGGAAAUCCAUUUCUUGUGAAAAUUUUGAAGAAUAUAUGAAAGAACUAGGAAUAGGAAGAGUCAGCAGGAAGCUUGGCUGUCUGGCAAAACCCACUGUGACCAUAAAUACAAAGGAAGAUGUCAUCACUAUAAAAACCAAAAGCAUCUUUAAAAAUAAUGAGAUCUCCUUUAAACUGGGAGAAGAGUUUGAAGAAACCACACCAGCUGGCCGUAAGAUCAAGAGUCUGGUAACCUUAGAUAAUGACUCCUUGGUUCAGGUUAAGGACUGGGAAGGCAAAGAGACCACCAUAACAAGAAGGUUGGUGGAUGGGAAAAUGGUGGUGGAAAGUGCCGUGAACAAUGUCACCUGCACUCGGACAUAUGAAAGAGUACCAACAAACUCAGUCACAAACUCUUAAGCACUCUCAUGAUCCAAAGUGCUGAGGUUGCUUAAAUAAAACUCCGUGGUAAAAUACCAUGACUGCUAAUAUGACAACCUUUGCACGAGUGCCAACAAUUUGGGUGC
This is a messenger RNA of Equus caballus (horse), 846 nucleotides long. RefSeq names its product fatty acid binding protein 12 (gene FABP12). NCBI's taxonomy places the organism in Eukaryota, Metazoa, Chordata, Mammalia, Perissodactyla, Equidae. Gene Ontology annotation, cellular component: nucleus; cytosol. The record is from RefSeq and is a predicted model, not a curated record. Gene Ontology annotation, molecular function: fatty acid binding. Gene Ontology annotation, biological process: fatty acid transport.